Molecule: messenger RNA, 1492 nt
Organism: Metopolophium dirhodum (rose-grain aphid)
Lineage: Eukaryota; Metazoa; Arthropoda; Insecta; Hemiptera; Aphididae
Product: dr1-associated corepressor homolog
Exons: 12
Coding region: 78-1460 (460 amino acids)
Source: RefSeq, a predicted model, not a curated record
UUCGUCCGUGCCGCGUCGAGUCUGCAUCUUGUUUGUAUUGUAUUAACUGUUUAGCGACUAGCGACUAAAGCCCUAUAAUGUGGUCAAUUGUUAAUUUUGCUAAAGAUAAUUCAGUUAGUGCAGUCCCAAGUCAUUGGUGGAAAAAUGGAUAUUGUGCCUGGCCGAAAAGUUCCGUUAAACAUCCAUUAUUGUUACUUCAAAGAAGAGCAAUUCCAAAUAAAUUUGAUUAUGAUUUUUUUGAAGCAAGAAUAAUGCAUACUAAAAACCCUAUUAAGUCCUACAUUGAUGCUAAAGAAAGAGCAAGGAAAGCCCAAUUUACAUCAGAAUUAUCUUCAGCUGAUGAAAGUCAGACUAACAGACGUUCCAAUAAAUAUAAUAAUAGAUCUAUUAGCCCUCCAGUUUUCUCAGAUACUAAUGAUGAAAAUAAAAAUAAAAAUCUUGAAAAAAAUCAUUAUAAUAGCCAACCAGAGUCAAUCAAAAGUAAAAAAAACAAAUCUAUCAAGUUUAAUAGUCAAGUUUUAUCAGAUACUGCUGAUGAUAAUAAAAAUAAAAGUCUCAAAGAAAACCAUUCUAAUAUCCAACCAGAGUCAAUUGAAAGUAAAAAAAAUAAACCCAUCAAGUUUAAUAGUCAAGUUUUAUCAGAUCAUGAAAAUAUGCAUAACUGCAGUCAUUCUAAGAGCCAGCCACAAAUAGAAUCUGGUAAUCUAGUUUUGUCAGACAAUAGUGAUGAAAUAAUGGAUAACGAAGACGACAGUGACAUUGAUAAAACAUAUGAGCCUCCUAAUCAUAAUAGAAAUGAAAUGAAUAAUCAUUUUGAAAUAAUCCAAAGUCCAGUUGGUUCUUGGAAGGUGCAUUCGGUUUCAUAUGAAGAAACUGAUGAUCAAAAUUUAAAUGACCAAUGUUUUGAUAAUUUAUUUCAAAGUUCAACAAAAUCUGAUGAUAUAUUGGAAAUGGAAUCUUCAAAUCUAAAUAAUGAUACUGAGUUUGUAAAUUUUGUCAAAUCGUCACUAACCAAUCUUAAAUAUGAUUUAAAACUCCUUUCUUAUUCAAUUGAUUCUUUAAAAACAAUAAUACAAAGCAUUGAAGUCAAUACCUCACACAUUUCUUCUAUUAAUUCAGAACAUAAUAAUGUUAUGGAUAUUCAAGAGUUGAUAUGGCCUAUAUCAAAUCCAACGCAAUUAGAUGUUAAUGAACAACUGUUAACAGACACUAACAUAAAAAAAAAUGAAGUAAGACUGUUGGCAAGAUUAGUGGGGAAAAGUCUACCAGAAUCAGCUCGGCGAAUGAUGUCAAAGAUGUUUGAAGAUUCCUUUCUUCAGCAAUAUUAUUUUUUAGGUUUUAAAGGAAAAUCAAAAUUCUACGGGUUAAACUCUUGUCAAUUACUCUUUGAUGCUUUAAGAAGUGAUAAGAAGUUCAUUGCAACACCAGACCAUGAAAUAUUCACUGUAACAGGCAACUAAUAGGGUUACGAAAAAAAAAACAACUUGCCAAC